AUGAGGGACAUUCUGAGCAUCGGCGGGGAACCCGUCUUCGACGAUCGCAUCGUGAAGAUCGAGAGUCACACGUACAAUCCGUACGCCAACACCACUUUCAGAUACAGCGACGAGAUACGAAUACCCAUACAACAGCAGGACCUAUACACGCUGCCGUGCGAGAAUUUUCUCUACGUCGAAGGUAGACUGCAUGCGAAGAAUAAUCCGCCACCCGCGUCGAGUGGCGAAUCGGGUAAGCCUGCCUCGGCUUCUAAGGAGCCGUCCGUGUCCUCGACGCCGGCGUGGCUUGUGAACAAUUGCAUCGCCUUUAUGUUCGAGGAGAUACGUUACGAGCUCGAUGGCGUGGAGAUCGAUCGUAAUCGCAACGUCGGAAUAACUAGCACGAUCAAGAACUACGCCUCGCUGACGGCUGAACGAGGCAAGAUUUUGAAGAACGCCGGAUGGAAUCUCGCGACUGGACCGAGCGGCGUCGCAUCGACGGGCGACUUCAACUUCUGCGUUCCUCUCGACACGCUGCUAGGUUUUUGCGAGGAUUACAGGCGCGUCGUCAUCAACGCGCGUCACGAGCUGAUUCUGAUAAGAGCGCGAAACGACAACAAUUGUCUGAUAUCGCGCGAGGAAUUCGACGGCAGAUAUCUGAGCGCGCCCUUUCGCUCGUGGGAUCUCUACGAGUUUCCGCUCCUGCAGAGCACGACCAAACACUCGUGGGCCGUAAAAGCGGCCACGCAGCUCGAGAAACCGCGUUACGUCAUCUUCGCGUUGCAGACCGGAAGGAAGAACGUCCUGUCGCAGGACGCUUCCAGAUUCGACGUGUGCAAUCUGACCAACGUAAAGUUGUAUCUCAAUUUCGACUUCUAUCCGUACGACGAUAUGAAUUUGGACUUCGAUAAGAACAAGAUCGCCGUACUGUACGACGCCUAUGCGAGAUUUCGACGAACGUAUUACGGAUCCGCGAGCGACGAGACGCUCCUGACUAUGAACAAAUUUCUAUACUGCGGCCCGCUAGUGGUAAUAGAUUGUUCCCGCCAAAACGAAGCGAUUAAGAGCGCCACUGUGGACGUUCGUCUAGAAUUCGACUGCAAGGACAACGUUCCUUCUAACACCAUGGCGUACUGCCUAAUCAUUCACGAUCGCGUGGUGGAGUACAAUCCGCUGACGAACGUCGUGCGUAAGAUCUUGUAA
Molecule: messenger RNA, 1182 nt
Organism: Camponotus floridanus (Florida carpenter ant)
Lineage: Eukaryota; Metazoa; Arthropoda; Insecta; Hymenoptera; Formicidae
Exons: 2
Coding region: 1-1182 (393 amino acids)
Source: RefSeq, a predicted model, not a curated record